This is a messenger RNA of Striga asiatica, 1288 nucleotides long. The record is from the annotation of a GenBank genome assembly. Lineage: Eukaryota; Viridiplantae; Streptophyta; Magnoliopsida; Lamiales; Orobanchaceae.
AUGGAUAAAGGCGAGGGCUUGUCCGAAAUAUUCGAGGAAUCUUACGACGAUAUUUUCAGCAUUCUGGAAGCACUUGAGAGCGGUUCGGAUUGCAACAACUCCACGAAGGGCAACGAGAGCUUCGAGUUUCAAAAAUCUGUUUAUAAUAUUAGUUCGCCGUUGAGCGGUUUUUUGGAGUUGGAGGCAGAAAUCGAGUUAGCUCCUUCUUCUUCUUCUUCGCCCGGUCGAAAGAGACAAAAGCUCAGUAAUGUGGGCCCGCCUUUAGGUUUGAACGCGGAAGAAGGGCAGCCGAGAGUUUCUCAUAUCACGGUCGAGAGAAAUCGGAGGAAGCAAAUGAACGAGCAUCUAUCUGUGCUUCAACUGAACCUCCAAUUUUUUCCCUGUGGCCUAAAAUGUCGUAACACUCUUGGUUUUUCCAAGGGCGACCAAGCGUCGAUUAUCGGCGGUGUAAUCGACUACAUAAACGAGUUGCAACAAGUUCACCAAUCUCUCGAGGCCAAAAAGCAAAGGAAAGCCUAUGUAGACGUCUUGAGCCCGAGGCCCGUCAUAAGCCCGAGGAAGCCCCCAUUGAGCCCGAGGACCCCUCAGCCAAGCAGCCCGUAUAAGGCCCGGCUGCACAAUCUGCAGCCCACGGGCUUCUCGAGCCCGGUCGAGCUUUCGCCUUGCAAUUCCUCGACUUCUUCUAUUAAUGACAGUGUUAAUGAGCUCGUGGCCAGCUCGAAAUCUGCUGUGGCUGAGGUUGAGGUGAAAUUCUGCGGCCCGAACCUGCUGCUCAAGACGGUUUCGGGCCGGGCUCCGGGCCGUGUUGUGAAGGUAGUUUCCACUCUUGAGGAGCUCGGGCUUGAAAUACUGAAAGUGAAUAUCAACAUGGUUGACGAGAAAAUGCUGAAUUCGUUUACUAUAAAGGUUGGGAUUGAGUGCCAACUCAGUGCAGAAGAAUUGGCCCAGAAGAUUCAGCAUAUAUUCCAGGCUAAUUAAUUAGUGGCCCAGAAGAUUCAGCAAAUAUUCCAGGCUAAUUAAUUAAUGAUUAACACGGGUUAAUUUGUGUUAAUUCUUAAUUAAAUAUAAUAAAUGUAAGUUGUGGAUUAAUAAUUAAUCGGUCAUGGCUAGUACUAUUACUAAAUUUUAGCGACUUUUGUGUUUAUGUAACUCUUUGGGUGAAGAUCUCAUGGCAGAUGAGAGACUUUUAGUUUGUAGCUUUAUAUAUUAGUUCCGUAACUUUUCCUGAUUACUGAAAGUCUGAAAGUAAGUUCAUCAAUAAUAGUUAGUAAUUUUUAAAAUUGUCGAA